Messenger RNA from Trichophyton verrucosum HKI 0517, 1068 nucleotides. RefSeq lists its product as uncharacterized. Gene Ontology annotation, cellular component: fungal-type vacuole. The record is from RefSeq and is a predicted model, not a curated record. Gene Ontology annotation, molecular function: serine-type carboxypeptidase activity. Gene Ontology annotation, biological process: proteolysis. The coding region runs from base 1 to 1068 and encodes 355 amino acids. Lineage: Eukaryota; Fungi; Ascomycota; Eurotiomycetes; Onygenales; Arthrodermataceae. The transcript has a single exon.
AUGGAGUUGGGACCAGCCAGAGUUGGUCAGGACCUCAAGCUCACCCGUAAUCCUCACUCUUGGAAUAACAGGGCUUCUAUAAUUUUCUUGGACCAGCCCGUCAACGUUGGAUUCUCUUACGGUAAAUCAGGUGCCUUCAACACUCCAUCAGCCUCGAAGGAUGUCUUUGCUUUCUUGACCCUGUUCUUCAAGCAAUUUCCUCAAUAUGCCCUCCAGGACUUCCAUAUCGCAGGAGAGUCUUACGCCGGUCACUACAUUCCAGUAAUUGCAGAAGACAUCCUGAAACAAAAGUCCAAUAUCAAGUUCAAGUCUGUCCUUAUUGGAAACGGCAUGACCGACCCUUACACCCAGUUCGCAUCUUAUCCACCCAUGGCCUGUGGAAAGGGCGGGUACAGUGCUGUCUUGGAUCAGCCUACCUGCAAAGCUAUGGAGGCCGCCGUUCCGCAAUGCCAGAAAGAAAUCAAGCGCUGCUAUGACAAGCCUACAGAUGUUGCUACUUGUGUUAAGGGUGCCAAAUUCUGUAAGGACGCUCUCGUCCGUCCAUAUUCCCGGACGGGUCAGAGCAUCUACGAUAUCCGUGGUCGCUGCGAAGACCCUAAGGACCUCUGCUACCCUAUCCUGGGCUGGAUCACCAAGUACCUCAACCAGCACCAUGUUCAGAAAGCUAUAGGUGCUGAAGUCUCACAUUUCAAAGGGUGCAACAAUCAUAUAAGCAGCCAGUUCUUCGCCCACGGAGACUACAACCAGCCCUUCCACCGCAAGAUCCCCGGAAUCUUGAAGGAUGUCAAUGUUCUCGUCUACGCUGGUGAUGCUGACUAUAUCUGCAACUGGCUCGGCGUCAAGGAAUGGACAGAGGCUCUCCAGUGGCCUGGCCGUCAUAUCUUCAGACGCAAGAACCUCAGCGUUGUUUAUCAUAGCGUUAACAAAUGGCCGUUGGGUCGGGUCAAGUAUCACAAUGGCCUUGCUUUUCUCCAGGUCUUUAAGGCUGGCCACAGGGUUCCAUAUGACCAGCCUGAGAACGCCUUGGACUUUUUCAACCGCUGGCUUGCUGGGGAGUGGACUCCAUAG